UUUAGCUCCGUGUGUCAGACUGAAGCAGCAGCAGCUCGCGGAGGUUCAGUCGGAUUUACCGCUCAAACUCGCUUUGACCGUCGCGGACUUUCUCAGAUGAGUUUGUUUUCACUCUGAGUACUAGUCUGGAGGACUAGUUUAGCGAUGUCCUGCUCGCGCGCUCAGCAGCAAGUUUGUGGGAUGAUGUGAACGCGAUUAUCAGCGGAGGAUCGAGGAUCGAGCUGCGGGAGGAUGAAUGUAUUUCUCCGGCUCGGAUUCUCAUUUCUGCUGCUCUUCUGCGCGCCUGUUUCUGCUCAAGGUCCAGAAUGUGGAGCUGGAUGUCAUCAACACCACGGCUUCUGUGAGCAGUCUGGAGAAUGCAGGUGCAGAGCAGGUUGGCGAGGCGCAGCGUGCGAUCAGUGCGUUCCUUCACCUGACUGUGUUCACGGAGCGUGUGAAGAACCCGGGCAGUGCAUCUGUGAGCGCAGCUGGACGGGCGCUCGCUGCGAUCGAGACGUUCACCAGUGUUCAUCAAAGCCCUGCUCGGGAAACUCUACCUGUGUGGAGACCGGAGGAGGAGGAGGAGGAGGAGGAUAUGUCUGCCUUUGUCCUCUUGGAUUCACAGGGGAUAGCUGCCAGCUGAAGAAAGGACCGUGUUCGGUGAACGGCUCUCGCUGUCAGAACGGAGGAACCUGCGUGAACACGAGUGGCUUUGACAGCCGUUGCUCCUGCCUCUGUCCACCUGGAUUCACUGGCGCUGUCUGUGAGAUGGAGCUUGACGUCUGCGAGCCCAAUCCGUGUGUGAACGGCGGCAGAUGCGUCCGUCGUGACCCGACUUACACCUGCGUCUGCCCGCACAGAUUCACCGGCCCGUCCUGUGAACUCCAUAUCAGCAAGCUCAAGCCCAAAGCAGGAGGUCCGGGUCACUACGCCGCAGCAGCUCACGCUUUCCACAAGCUGCUGCGUCCGCCCGAGCGUGAGCCACUCCAGCCGUCCGGUCCGCUGGUCACCCGCAGCCAGAUCAUCUGCUUCUCCGUUCUGGGUCUCCUCACCUGUCUGGUGAUCCUGGUCACGACGGGCAUUGUCUUCUUUACCCGCUGUGAGACGUGGAUGGCGAACGCCAAGUACAGCCAGCUGGUGCGACAGCAGAGAGAUCAGCAGAGAGAGCAGCAUUCGCUCAACAUCAUCCUGCCGGAGAAAAUCAAGCUGAGCAACUACAGCAAGCAUUACAUGUCCAUAUGAAGCGGAUCCGUGCGUCUGGACGACAGAAACCCAGACGAGAGGUUUGGUGCUUCAGUCUCUCGUGUGAAAAAGAGAAGAUGAAAAACAGCUGGAUUGUUGGAAUACAUGCAUAUAUCAAGCGGACAACACUCACGGCUCUCUCUCAUUCAGAAGGCCGGUGAAAUAAAUGGUUUUCACUCAUCUCUAGUUACCAUCAGUGCGUGAGUUCAGUGAUUGUGAUAUUGUGAUGUACCUAGUUUAACGGUGGUGAACGGAUGAACGGUUCAGCACGGCGUGUUACGACUCAAGCGCUGCAGAAGAGCUGGCCGUUAUCGACAUGUUUUCAUCACCUGAGCAUUUCGUAAACGUUACUUUUCAUGCACAUAUUUACAUGCGAACAAAUGAUUAAUGUAGCACUAAAUAAACCAUUGU
Molecule: messenger RNA, 1632 nt
Organism: Sinocyclocheilus rhinocerous
Lineage: Eukaryota; Metazoa; Chordata; Actinopteri; Cypriniformes; Cyprinidae
Product: protein delta homolog 1-like
Exons: 6
Coding region: 232-1221 (329 amino acids)
Molecular function (GO): Notch binding; calcium ion binding
Source: RefSeq, a predicted model, not a curated record